UCCCGGCUCUGCUCCUUCAGCUGCCGCUGCCGCCGCCGCCGCUGCCCUCGGGGCGGACCCCGCUCCCGGCGCAGCCCCAGCGCGGCCAGGCACCGGGCACCAUGCGCUGCGCCCCCCUCCUGCUGCUGCUGCUCUCCGCGGGGGACGCCGCGGUCAUCACCGGGGCUUGCGACAGGGAUCUACAGUGUGGGGGUGGCAUGUGCUGCGCUGUUAGUCUCUGGAUUCGCAGCCUCCGAAUGUGCACGCCAAUGAGCGACUUGGGAGAAGAAUGUCAUCCUUUGAGUAAUAAAGUCCCGUUUCUUGGGAGAAGAAUGCAUCACACCUGCCCAUGUCUGCCUAACUUGGCUUGCCUACGGAUAUCUCCUAGCAGAUUCAAAUGUUUACCAGAGUUCAGAAACGAAGAUGUCUUUUUUUAGCAGGAACAGUUCUUAACCAUAAACAGGCACUUCAUGUAUUUACAUUUUUCCUUGUUAUUGUGAUGAACAAGUUAUUUGCCAGAGGAAAUUCUUUAACAUACGUUCUUGCCUCGUAAACGUUGAAAACAAACAUUGCGAUACUGUGGUGUUAUGGCCAAGACUUUCAAAAGGGACUACUGAUAUCAGAUGCCUCCAUUUUUGGAUGCCCAAACUGAGAUAUCUUAAAGGGGAGUGAUUGGCAAUUUCAUAGCACUUUCUGGAAAUCAUGCCCCUUUAAAAUGUCCCAACGACAGGGCCCAGAAAUGGAAGCUUCCAAAAUCACUCGUCGCUUGGUAACUCUUGGCCAAUAUUUUUAUACUUGAAUAAGUUGAUUAAAAAUGUGAUGUGUGUGUGGGGGGGGGGGUUGUACAGAAGUAUAGCGCAAAGCAUAAGAUGACUGCCAAAAUAAGUGUAUUUAGAUUAAAUUUGGUACCUUUAUUGUAAUUAUUAUAGUAUUUGUAGGUUAGGUGCAUCACUACAUUAACAGUUUAACCAAUAGGUGUAGCUUUUACAUUUUUUAAAACUGUCACAUUAAACCAAAGCAUCUAAGUGUAAAAAGUGUUCAAAGAAUUCUAUGUUGUUUUAGUGUUCAAAGAGAAGAACGACUUGUUACUUAAUCUGGCGUAAAACGUGCUGCUCAUCUGAAAUGAUGUAUUAAAAUGUAGUUUAUAUUUAAAAAGAAACCCUAAAAUCUAUUCUAAUGGGCUGCCUGACUUCUUAUCAUGUACAUGUAUUAAUAUUG
Messenger RNA from Chrysemys picta bellii (western painted turtle), 1197 nucleotides. It is a transcript of the gene PROK2, whose product is annotated as prokineticin 2. Gene Ontology annotation, biological process: endothelial cell proliferation. Lineage: Eukaryota; Metazoa; Chordata; Testudines; Emydidae. The record is from RefSeq and is a predicted model, not a curated record.